CGCACCCCUUUAGGACUUCAGUUAAACGCCGUUUAACUGUGAUUCUGAGGCUGAGAAACCAAAGAUACAUUAGACUGAAUAGAUCUGCCCUAUAGAUUGUUCACAUUGCCACUGAGACCUGAAUUUAGCAGCAGCAGAGAUAAUAUUCCACAGCAACCUGCGCUGGAUGACAUCAAUUGUUGACCAGUUCAGCUAAUCCGCCUCAUUUGCUUUUGCCGCUCCUUCUUAGAAGCGAUGACCGUUGCUCUAUGUUUCCGUGUUCUUGUAGGAGUUGGAGGAAAUCUCGUGGCGGUCCAAGCGAGCAGGAUGUCCACCUACCUCCAUUAUUGGAGCGUUCCUGGAGCUCUCCCAGUAAAAAUGAGUGCUGACUGUCCUGGACCCUGCACCGCCUUCUGCUCCUCAGAUGUGAACUCUAAAUCAGCCAGAGUUCUGGUUGCCCUUGUGGUACCAGGUCACCUCCUCUUCCUCUACACAGUCCAGCUGCUGAGGGGAGGCCAUACCGCCAUGACGCCUUCCUUCAUCAUCUGCUACCUGUGUGCAGCUCUGCUUCAGGUGGUGAUUCUGCUCUACUCUUCCGUCCUGAUGGUCCGCUGGCUGUGGAGACGGAGCUUGGAUCCAGAUAACUACUCCAUCCCCUACCUCACAGCUCUGGGGGACCUGCUGGGAACUGCUUUCUUGGCCCUGACCUUCAGGUUUUUCAUGAUGGGCAGCUCUGAAGGGACCGGACUUUGAAACAUUUGGUCAGCACCAGCACAGCGCUGAGCUCACUGCAACUGCAGAUGAAAGACUAUGAAACAAAAAGACAGGUGGUGACUUAAUAAUUAGAGAUGCUAUAAUCUGACUUUGGAUCAAAUCAUAAUUCUAUCACAAUCAUGAUUCACUAUAAGGGAAAACAAAACGCUCACAUAAUGAGUAGCUUAAAGAUCAACAACUCAGAUUUUGUUGUUGUUCCUUCUGCUCUGAUUAUCACUUCCUGGUCAGAAUUAGGUCACAGAUCUGAACAGUUCAAUGUGAAAAAGUGUCCAAGAAAAAAUGUAACUGUAAACUUCUUCAGUACUUUGGUCCUUAGUACUUUUCUGUUGUUCACAUGCAGUUUAAUGAGCUCAAACUGAAAUUGUAGAAAUACCAAUUAUUGCACGCCUAUAGUUCUUGCUAGAUGGUGGAUGUUUAUAUUAUGACCAAUAGACAUAAUUGUGUUUGUAUGUCAACGUAAAGCAGACACUAUAAGGCUCUAGUAUUUAACUUGUCUGUGUGUUAGUUUGUGUUCCUACUGACAAACAGCAGGGUUUGAGGUCAAAGUUUAUUCUUGUGUGGAGCCUUUUUUUUAUUUCUUUGACAUCCAUAAAGAAAAAAUAGCAAUAACAGUGAGGCUUGGCUGAAUUUGUAGAGCUUCUGCAUUUGUAAAAAUAAGAAACAAAACAAUUUGUUCAGUUAAAUAAAACACAUGGAACCAUC
This is a messenger RNA of Poecilia reticulata (guppy), 1455 nucleotides long. NCBI's taxonomy places the organism in Eukaryota, Metazoa, Chordata, Actinopteri, Cyprinodontiformes, Poeciliidae. The record is from RefSeq and is a predicted model, not a curated record.